GUUAUCACCGUGAUCUUUUCAUGCCUUCUGCCAUUUGCACUGGGAGAGGUUUGUUUUAAUUAUUUUUAUUAUUAUAAUGAUAAUUAUUUUUUGCAUCUCUAUUCGUCGAGUUCCUCUAAUUAAACUAUAAAAAUCAGUCUUGUUAAUUAAACUUAAAAGGCUCUUUAAAGCCUGGUUAAUUUCAUAUGUCGGAAAAAAUCCCAGACGAUAGGAGAUUUUACUUUUUGUCGACCACCAUAGAUUUUAACGAUAUAUAACUUAAUGGCUAGAAGUCUGUCCCAGAUUAUCCCGAUAUUGGGAUAAUUGGCGGUGUUGCAGUGAUAUGGGGCAUCCCCAUUCCCAAAACCUUGGUGACAUGGUCAUCCCCUUCUCAAAUUACCUUAGCGAUUUCGGUCAGGGUUAGGGUUAGAGUUACAUGGAAUGCCCAGAUCAGUAGGGUUUUGGGAAUGGGGAUGCCCAAAACGCGGGGAUGCGCAUAUCAUGCACUGUGACAGGUGGAAAUUGAAAGUGCGAUAGGGUGACUGGAACCAAAAUAUUUAAAAUAGCAGCAAGUCCACAGCAACAAAUCAAUGAGUGGUGCCGGAUCUCCCAGUUGUAGACCUGGAUCAGUGCAAUUGAACUUGUAGAAAAAUAUGAAACGGCAAACUGAUCCUUACGGCAAGGCGAUGAAGAAGUAAACAGUUUUCUCCCCGACCAUCCCAGACGAUCGGCGAUGUCUACGAUUUCGAGUUUUCAUUAUUCGGAAAAUCUGGGACGUUCGGGAAAUAGUAAAAUCCCCGCACGUCUGGAUUUUCCCGACAUAUGAAAAUCAGGCUUAAAAUUAGGCUGUUACAAAGAAAUGUUCGGAAAAAAUUCCAAGCCACCAGUGGGAAUCGUGCAGUUCGACCUUCCAGAUAACGGUAGGACGUUCUAGCUAAUAAGCUUUUUGAAGAACCCGUAAAGUUAGAAGAAUCAUCACACUUGGGGAAGUUGUAUAUGCAUGCCAAUUAACUGAUUAAGUUAAGAUGAAACGGCAGCCGUAUGUAAUACAAAAAACAAAGGAUUCUCUUCAUUCUUCCUUGGAUCACUCAACCGGAAGGACGUUUAAAUUUAUUUCUCCCUUUAAUAGUGUUUCUGGUUGUAAAAUAAUUGAAAGGAACUUCUCUUUAUCAAGGGGUAUCCGACAUUCUUUUGACUUUACGAUAUCUUCCAAAAAGGCGUAUUAUAUACCUAAAUGACUUGAAGCAAGAGAGAUUACUGAGAAGCGAAGUUUCUUGUAACGGUAACUGUUACAGAUCUUUCGAUGAGUCCACCGCACUCGUGAUAGAGAUAAAAUGAGGUAAAAAUUUAAAUAAUACAGAUUUUUUCAAAUAUUUAGGUUUCUCGGUAUACAAUGGCAGUGGAAGAAAAGGGAACCAGAUUUUUGGAGAAAAUCGAUUUCGAUGAAGAAAACAACGUGGCAGUUUUUCGGGUUCCUGCUCGCAACAAUGUAAAUGGCGCCGAUUUCUACCACGACUUUAAUCUGGUGAGUUUUUGCACCCUUUUAAUUCGUAAGAUAUGAAAGACAUGGAGAAUUGUCAUGUAUUCGUAGAGGAAGCUCUGAAAUAAAGGUAUCUCUUGAUGGGUGGCUGAAUUCACUUAGCCUGCGUAGUUUCGAUGUUUAAUUUUGGUUUCCCUAGGUGAGAAACCAAAACAUCGAAACUUGCUAAAAUGGCGUUUAUAGGGCCAGAAACUGUAAGAUGAGGUAUGUAAACUUUAAAGGCUGUUUAUGUGCAUUUUAACCUUUUUAUCGAUCUUACGAUAAAUUCCCAUACAAAUCCCUACAAUUUGAGUACCGGUAGGCUGUUGUGAGUCUGGAUGCCCUGUGGCGUAGCAGGCGCUUGGAAGUUAAGGACGCAAGAAAGAACGAGGUGUGCGAGGGAGCCAAGCGUGUCUCCGUAGCGCGCCCCGUUCGCGCAUGCGCCUGCUGCAUAGGCUAGCAGCCACCUACUAAGCACACACCAAAUUAUUAGAGGAAUUAGUGAUAAAGAAAAUGAAUCGAUCAGGAAAUGGGUGUCUCAGGAAGGACCGAAACCUUUAUUGAAUGGUAGGGGCAACGAAAUUUUUUUUUCCCGUAAGGAUAUUAAUUCCUUGAAAAAGAACAAGCUCUUAUAGUAAUUAUGUGAUGCCUCUGUUUGCUCUUUACCGUCCAAAUGAAAACUUGUUACAGGGGCACCCAACGACUGUUUUCUUUGAACAUCUGUUUGGAGAAGCAAAUAUUGCCAAGAAUUUUCUAUUACUUGAGGACGGCUAAAAAUUUCUAAAUGACAGUUCCAUUCAUAUGCAAUUUUCGAAGCUUAUUUAAUAAAUUCCCUACGACUUUUUGAAUUUUAAUUUUUCACAUUUCACUGCCCAGGUUAGGCUAUUUUUCAUACAAAAAAGUGAGCCAAAAAUUUUCAGAUUCAAAAAUGUGAUGUAGAGAGGAAUCCGAAAAAUUCUCACUUUCGUAUAGUAACAACUUAAAAUUGCCUCUAAAAUUUUCGAAAAAAUAAUAUUGAAGCCCUUGUAAUUUCGAAAAGACUCAAGUUGCCCUAGGAUGACUGAACAGGUAGAAAUUUUAUAGCGCCACUUAGAAUGCAAUUCUACAGAUCUAAACGUACUCUUGAUAGCCUAAAAAGUGUUUCAAUGUAUUUAGGAGGAAGCCGUCGUUAGGUGCCACGCCCGAUUGUUAGUUCUUGCGCACAAAUUGUUUAACAAUAUUUCUUUUUAAUUGCAGCGCAUUACUAUAAGGAGGAUCCCGAGAAAACAAGUCUGCUAUAUUUCUGAAAUGAGUCCAUCCGUAAAAUCUAUAAGAAAACUUAAGAAGGACCUUACGCGGGUAAAUAUAAUUUUUAUUAAUUCUGAGAAUAAUUUAGGGUCCGGUGCAGACAACUAGAAAAACCGAGGAAGAUUUAUCUCGCUAUAUGACAAAGUCUGCACAAAGAAAUCAAAACUCACAUGUUCAUAAAAUUCAGUGGGUAGGGAAAGCAGGGGUAAACGCGGGUAACAGCAUUUAUUUGAUAACACACUGAAUUAUUUUAAACCGGGAAUAAGAGUUUAUCAAGAAAACUCUAUAGCAAGAGAGAAUUUGCUGCAAUUAGUGUUAAAUUUUGCUAGACUUCGUAUCACAUUUUCAUAUCUUUAGUGUUUUACUUACUCUUUUCGUCAGUUCACCACUGCACGCAGCAUGAUGUAUAUUUUAGUGAUAGAUAAAAACAAUUUAGCUCAGUGAGCCUUUAACAAUAUAUUUAAAAAGGUCUAUUUAGAAAAGAGCUUAAAUGCUGCCUACUGAUUAUAAGCACAAAAUUAAAACAAAGACGCGGAAACGGUGACAAUCCAAAUGUUCUGUGUUCACGGCAUUGCAGGUGGUUUCCUUUUCCCCACCUAAGGAACUCCCGGUCGAAACAAGGUCGGAUGUGGUUAUGGUUACUGGACUUGUUAAUCGAGGUCUUCUCUCACAAGAGAUUUUGGACUUCUGUGGGGUAUUGCCGAUCUAUUAUACAAAACGAUACACCCUGGAACCUACUCAUGACUCGAACAAUGGAACUGCAAGUAAGAGGCUAGAUUUGUAGGGCUAUCCGUUAAUUAGUGCAGGCCAUUUCUUAGAUUUGUAACAGAACUUAUCUAAGAACUUAAAUUACUGAGAAAAAAAUUGGAAUUGGAGAGUUACGCUGUCAAUGGUAAAUAGUAAAACGGGCACAUAUGACAGAGAUUUUUCCGCGGGUUCGUGACAAAUUCGAAACAUUUUGGGAUAUAUAACGCAUUCGUUCGGCCGUUUACACGCAGAAGGGUAAAUCCGAAAUGAAAACGUUCCGCUUUGGUCAAGAGAUUGUGAACCCUGAAGUUAAAUUGACGGAAUAUUUUAAAAAGCCAGAGAACGUUCUCCGAAUAACUGAUAUGUGUAAACGCCUACGAAUUGUAAUCAGUUUGCAAACACCGAUGAAUACAGAUAAAGCUACUAGUGUAAACCUAGCCUUCGUUUCCUAAAUCACCGUUGUCCACCGUUAGAACCCAUUUCCCAAAAGAUUUGAAAAUUACAAGUUUACUCUGGAAAGUCACAUUUGUAGUGAAAAAACAAGGCCAAGUAGAGAUACAAUAUCUAUCUUUCGCAAUUGUAUCCGGAAGUUGUUUCAGUAGUCAGCAAUCAAACUGUACUGAAUGAUCCAUGCAUGCAGUGAACGCCUGAUAGAGUUCCUCUUAAUAAUGAUAAAAGUAAAUAAAAUAAAUAAUAAAUAAAUAAUGGAUUUGGACGUAGGACAUCCACAAAGCAGGCCAGGCCAGGGGGGUUGUGGGAUACAAAUUUUGGUCAUGGGUAAGAUCAAAACUGUUGAUUUUACCAAACCGUCGAAAAAGUUAAAGUAAAAUAGAUCCUUAAGUAAUUGUAGAGCGUGCGAGUGACUCAAACAAUUCAAUUAAAGUCAUAAUGGCCGCACCAUAACAGGCGAAUGUUCGUAUUAAGAGAGGAUAAAGGGGACAGAGAAGGUAUCCCCCAUACACACCCUAUAUAGGUAAUUCGUCUCGAGUUAAUAUUUUUAGAAUCAGGAUAAACUUACCUCGCGCGCUGUGUGGAUGUUUCGUGGAGGUUUCGCAUGACUAAACGCCGUGCAAAACAUGUCGGGCGAGAGGCAAUGAAAGCGUGAAGAGAUCGAGAGCAUUUCUGAACAUUGAAGCGAAAUGAGUCGGCGCUCACCUGGGAAAUGGGAAUCGCUGGACUCUUUGACAACCCGUGAAAUCAGUUUAACUCGAAGUUGUCGUAACCUCAGUGCUUUAAUAGAAUGAGACAUUUCGCCGGUCUAUUGAAACCGGUCGUUUGUACAAUAUAGCAAGUAGGAUGCCAAGUGUUAUUUUUGUUGAAUAAUAAAAGACUAAUAAAAGAAUAAAUAUCAAACCAGAAAUUGCUCUCUUCAAACUGUAAAUUAUAAGUGAUCCUGAGAGAAUAUUCCAUGUGUUAAUGAUUUCCCUGUUGUACUGUUAGCUCUAUACAAGAGAGGAAGGGCGAUUCUUUUUUAAUUUCCGUUUCGCUGACACAGCUUUAGCAGAAAUCUCUCUUUAGUCGUUUUCCUCGACAAAACGAAUAGCAAUAUCGCUCUCCGCGUCUUCCGCCAUUCUUUUUCAGCGUCAAUUCGUGAAGGACGCGUGGCUCUGAGCGUGGGUAGGCCUUUGCAGAUUCUGCUCGGCAACUUUUUAGCAACUUUUAGGAUUUUGAGCAACUUUUUUGUCAGAGAGCAACUUCUAGCAACUUUUCGGAAAACUAGCACUUUUUUGGUAACUUUUGGGCUAUUUUUAACCAAAAUGCUGAAUAACCCCCUUUUUUAAAAAUAAACAAGUUAAAAUUCUCUUGGUUAAAAUUCUAAACAUCUUUCUACUAAAACUACUUUUUUUUUUAUUUUUAUUUAUUUUAUUUUAUUUUUUUUAAAUGGUUUCUCCUUCUUCCAAGUGAAAAUGUUCACUGGAAGUGUAAGUGUGCUGCUCACUAGUACAUCAUUAAAAAUUAAAAAUUAAAAUAAAAUAAAAUUAGACAUGCUGUCUUAAAAAUAUUCGAGCAACUUUACAAAAUUUUUGAGCUACUUUUUGGCAUACUUCUUAGCAACUUUUUAGCUUUUUCUUAGCAGAAUCUGGAAAGGCCUAAGGGCGGGUCAUCCACGCGGAAGACAUUCGCACUAUGUGAUUGGCUGUUGUCUAAUCCCCCUCGCGAUCUGUGGUCUUAAAAAUAACUCGACACGAAUUACCUAAGGAAUAGGGUGUGUAUGGGGGAUGCCUUCUCUGUCCCCUUUAUCCUCUCUUGUCGUAUGUAUGCAAAAAUGACUUCAGACGAUUUAGGCACGCGAGGAAGGAAAAGGCUAUAAUUGUUUUAAACUUACCACACCCCAUUAAAUCCGCUGCACUCUUUUCUUUUUAAUGAGAAUGUUGUUUUUCCGGCCCAGGCUGAACAUUUUUAUCUUAUUUUCUGCCUAUUUUUAGGCUAAAAAUGUCCUUGUAAUAUUCUUAUAUUUUAGAUUAUCAGAUUUCCGUUUUAGAAUGUAUUGGGAUAUCAAUUACAAUUAGUGCAGAUUUCUUUGUUUUGCUGGCUUAUUUUGCUGUUAGAGAAACGAAUAAUUUCAUCAUUGUAUUAAGAGAGAUUGAGCUCUCUUGAUUGUAUCAACAGAGUCAACCCACAAAAUUAUAUCCUUUUCAAAGUCUCAUGAUCAGCAUCAGGUUUAUUAUUAAAAUACUCUUAAAAUUUGGCUAAUUUUAGCCUCCAUAUUCUUAUAAUUAAAAAUAUAUUCUUGAUAUAUAAAAAAAAAACACGAAGUGUAGUGCACGAGCUAACCUUUUCCUCGCACACUUUGAUUCCUCCUUUCCUUCCUUUCCACUGCCCCUUAUUCUGCUUAUUAUUAAAAUGCCUGCCACGCGGUUUCCUGAACAAAGCUAAAGGCAAAGUUGACUUUAAGGACGAUAGAAAAUGUAUGUUGCGGCAAAGGAAAUAGGAUGAGUGUGUGACUUCAUUUUUAAAUUAUGAAUUUUAAAAUUAUUUUGCAGCCAUCCGAAUGAGAUAUCAAAGGAGAGAUGAGAGAGAGACAACAAUAGAUGUAACCAAGAAAACUUUGAAACUGUGCCCCGCCGAAGAAUAUGAUCAAUUGAACUAUAUACAAGAUUGCAUGAUGAGUAAGCACUGGGAUCUUAGAUGCAAAAUGGAACCGAGAUCCCUAGACUGCUACUACUUCGUAACAUGUGAGAAAAAACCAAAUCACAUAGCUAAAGGACAUGAAUGGGAAUGCAUCAAUGUCCACAAGAGUUCCGAGAAUCCUAUCUGUUGCGAUUUUAUCUGCCCACCCUGA
Messenger RNA from Porites lobata, 6815 nucleotides. The record is from the annotation of a GenBank genome assembly. Lineage: Eukaryota; Metazoa; Cnidaria; Anthozoa; Scleractinia; Poritidae.